AUGGGUAGUUCGACGCGGUUAGCGUUGGCUGCCGUCCUGCUGACCAGCCUGAUGGCCGAAGCCCUCUCCUUGGCGGGCGUGGUGCACGGGCUCGGCUACAGACCUCCACCGCCGAAGGUCAGGCGGCAAGCCAAGUCGAUGGGACAUUGUCAUUUCGGUAAGCUGUAAAACUUUUUGCUAUAAGUCCGUCGGGCAAAUAAUGUGGAUCGAGUGGAUUUUUAACGCCUUGAAAUCGCCCAGCAUUGCUUUGCGACGGAUGGAGAUUUGCUGUGCAACUGCGACAAUGCCACAUUAUUUUCCCGACAGACUGAUACAAGUCUAGUCUCCUAAGCCUAUAGGGACCUAACCAAACGCUUCGAAGACUUAGUCAAUAACUAAAAUGUAAUUUCAGACGCCGAAAAAUGGUAUACCGAGCCAGAAGUGACCAUCUCCAACGCUGUUAUGUUUGAUCGGACCAGUGGCUUGACCUGUACGGAAUGUAUGGAACGCUGUGAAUUGUACCAGGUAAAAAAUUUGUGUUUUUCUAGCCUACUUGAAGACUAAUCUUUGCAUCAAAGCGUUUAGGUUUCAUUUUAUCAAAAUUUAAAGCUUUUCGUGGCGGGACCAAACUUUAUUGCAAAAAAAGGGAAAUUAAAAAAGAAUUGAACUUAUCGUAACGCAUAGUGACCAUAAUUUCUUUCCAGAACACUUCCUCCAAAUGGGUUUGCCGCUCUCUCACCUACGACCACAAGUACGAAAUCUGCGACAUCUACGCGAUCAACGGCCAGUCCAAGCCCUACUAUCUGACCGAGUACCAUAUGCGCGAUUACUUCGCCUAUCUUCCCGCCCUGUCGCCGAAGGACCGGGCGCGAGUCGGCGCCUCGCACGAACUGGAAAUCAUCGACGAGGAGGAGAGAAAUCAUACGGCAACAGCGUCGAAACACGUCAUGAUUGACGUGACGGAGAUUGACGGCUUAGCGAAAACCGAAUUUCCAGUCGAUGGAAAGAGCACGGAAGUUGGUUUAGUUGAGCCGACCACAGUUCCUAGUGUCCAUUUCGGAGAGAAAAGCUCGGAACGAAAUGUGGCCACAGAGGCGGACUUGACUUCCGAGCAGUUGAAAUUGAAGGAGGCUAAGAUUGAAGCCGGCAAUGAAAACUCCGAAGCCAAAACUGAGCCCGCCGAGUGGCUUCAUAAGGAAGAAGAAGCUUUGAAGACUGUUGAAGCCCAAACUGAAGCUACUCUGGCUCCGGAGUCUACUUCUGAGGGUCAGAAGAACGAAGAAGCCAAGUCUGAGGGCAGCCUUGCUUCUGAGACCAACGCUGAAUCUCAGAAUGCCGGAGAAUCCAAGACCGAGUCCGAGACCGCAUCAGAAUUGAACUCCGAAUCUCAAAAGCCUGUAGAAUCUACGACAGAGGCGCAUAUCCCAACAGAGACGGCUUCAGAAUCCAAUCUCGGGUCUCAGAAGGCAACAGAAUCGGCCACGGAGGCUACAGCUGCUUCCGAAGCAAGCAUUGAGUCGCAAAAAUCCUUGGAAUCGCGCACAGAAUCUCAUUCGGCGGCAGAGUCCAUCUCCGAGUCCCACAGUGCCUCAGAGACCAUCUCCGAAUCCCACUCUGAAACAAAGGCUGAAGCCGCGACAGAAGUCAAGAACACCUCUGACACUGUUCUCCUUCAUUCCGAAGCGUCUACUGAGCCUUCAUUGGAGGCCGCUGAAGCCAAGACGGAGGCUUCCGAAGCUUCUCAAACCCUCGAGACAUCCGAAUCCACCUCUCAAGUUGCUGUAGAGCCCGCUAAGCUAAAGGAAGAAGUUAAUGUCACCGAAGUUUCGUCCGUUAACAUCCCAUUGACAACCGAGUCCUCCGUCGAAGCUAAGCACUCAUCGGAAAGCAUCGAAGAGCACACGGUUACGGUAAUUGAGACCUCCGAGACUCCCAUUAAGUUGACCGAAACCGAACAGUCCGCUACAGCCUCCAGAGAAGGCGCUGACUUCGCGGCGGCGGCCCGAGCCUCGAAAACCUACAUCAAGUCGAAGACGGGAGAGCAGCUGCCAAUCCCAGGUCUUGGAGGCCACGAACAGAAAGGGGAAGAUCCGAUUCCAUCGAGAAAGUCGUCCAGCAAGAGAUUGGAGAAAAUGAACCUCAAGAGUUUGAGGAAUAUCAUCGCGAACAACGCCCGACAUGAGGAGACUCGAGAGUUCUAUCAAGAACAAAGAACUUCAUGGAACACCAAGAACAUCAAACAGGUUGAUUUUGAGCAUGUUGAGACGGUAAACUCGGGACAUAAGAACCCAAUGUUGUCGUUGAAGAUCAACAAAAUCGCCCCACAACAUGUCGCAACGGAUGACAUUGAAAAACCUCGACCUAUUGAGGGAACCGUCGACGCCUCCUCUUCGGACGCCGUUAUUGACGUGGCAACGCCGUCGAGUCUUCAUAGAACCUCCGUCCCUUCAUUUACGGUAACCAAGAGAGUCUCUACAAGUGAGCAGAAGGCCAUUGAGGAGGUGAAAUCCACGUUUAACGUUGACGAAAAGAAAUCAUCAAAGGAGUUGGUUGCCGCAACAGAAGUUGCCGCCUCCUCGAAGACCUCCGAAGCCUCUCGGAGCGUGGAACAGCCCGAAGGCUUCAAGACGUUCAGCUCGUCAACGUUUGACGAGAAAAUCUACUCACGGGAACCGCUAGCGCCAGAGACCUCCGGUUAUGACAAUCUGCCCAAAACACCAAUCGAUGCUAACACCGAAGCCAAGGCGACCAAAAAAACGCCUUUGGACGACGCACCACAAGAAAAAGUCUCCUUGGACUUUGACACUAGUCAAGAGAGGAAAAAGCUGAAUAUCGGGAAACUGGCGCACGCCGUGAAAUGCACCGAGAACGAGGUGUUGAGGUUUGUCCAGUUUGGAGGCUACGAACAGUCGCAUCGAGACCAUGACGCCAAAUUGGAGCUGCUUCCGGCUGGAAGCUUGGAGGAGUGCCAGAAGGCUUGCAUUGAAUCGUCAGCGUUUGAGUGGUGAGUUCAGGUGUAACAAUACAGUGAAGGACCUGAUCCGACGGCAAAAUAUGUACCAUUUUGUAUCCGGGAGGUAUCAGAAAAUGUAGCAAAAUGCUUCCUUUUCCAAGCGAAAAACUCCGUUUUGAAGGGCGCGCUUUUGAAAUCGAUUUUUUUUCACUUGGAGAGGGAAGCAUUUUGCCACAUUUUUAGAUACUUCCCGGAUGAAACAAUGGUACGGUUUUGCCACUGGAUCAGGUCCGCCACUGUAGUUUCAUCUUGCAAAAACGCAAAUAACAUCAAGUUAGACCUUCUUAAACGUAUAUUUGAAAUCUUCAUUUCACGUUUUUGGGAACCUAUUGGGAUUUUGAAGAAAAUACAGGGUGUCUUAUCUUUACAAUAGAGACCUUGUAAUAGCACCGCUAAGCCUAAGGGCUAAAUUUCUUCGCUGCGAAUUCUUCAGCCUUACUGUUAGAGGAUGCGCUGAGCCUCUUGAAGAUUUUGGAGCCUUAAAUCGGUUCUUUUUCGGCCAAACUUUUGCUCGAGCUCGCAAGAAAAGGCUUCUGACUGUGCUUUCUCAUUAAUCGAUGCACAAACCAAUGAGAAAGCCCAAGCACUACUCACUACCUAUAUGCGUUUUCCUGUCUUUUCAAACUUUUCCAACUUCAGUGCCUCCGCAACUCACUCCCCAACCGGCUGCAUUUUGUCAUCAAAGUCCGCCAACCACGCCGAAGCCAAUUCCUUGGUCGUGAACAAGGAAUCCACCUAUCUGGAGAAGGUCUGCCUUCCCAAAACCUUGGCUGACACCACCAAGCUCAUCUUCGAAGCCGUUCCGGCGUACAUUCUGGUGGGACAUGUGCAAGAGGUCACUGACGCAUCGAGCCUACGGCAAUGUCAAAUCGACUGUCUGCAGGCGCAAGAAAAGUACGGAUUCCGUUGCCGAAGUGCCAUGUGGUAUCCAGCGGACUCGGAUCAGGUGAGAUUUUUAGGUAGAUAGAAAGUGGAAAAAACAAAUAGAAAAUUUUAUUUUGAAUUUUUUCAGAACUGUCUGCUCAACUCGGAGAACAAACAGACGCAGCCAACGGUGUUCGUGCCAGAAGAUGAAGGCGUAAUUAUGUUCUACUUUGAUGUUCCAAGGACUGACGACAGCCCAAUCUCGCAAAACAGACGUUUUAAGGUAGGUUAAUUGAAAAAAAGAAUAAAAAAAUUUUUGUUAAAAAAAUGUCUUUUUCAAAAAUAUCAAAUUUUAAACCAUUCAAAAAUUCUUGUUUUAGGACCUUCCCUUCAAACGGCGAGUCUCCAAAUGGACGCAUUGGUCGAAAUGCGACGAAAAUAAAGAAUACGCGAAGAAACAUCGUUAUGUGAAAUGUAGCAACGAGAAAGAUAUUCGAAAAUGCCCAAAACAAACGUUGAACUGCAAGAAUGGUAAGGGAAAAAAUUUUUGAAUUUUUUAGUUUUUUUUUUUUAUUUUAUUUUAUUUUAUUUUAUUUUAUUUAUUUUUUUUUAUUUUUUUUCAAAAUUUUAAAAAAAUAAAAAAAAUUUAAUUGACCUUAUUUUAUCAAUAUUUUUAAUUUUAUUUUUAAUUUUUUUAUUAUUAUUUUUAUUUUGAUUUUUUACUUAUAUUUUUUGCAUUUUUUAUUUUGCAUUUUUAAAAAAUUUUAAAAACUUCCAAAAAAAAUUAAAUCGACCUUAUUUUAGUCAUUGAGCCCACUCAACCCCACAUUGAUGGAGAAUGCCGAGCAGUUCGAGACCCUCGUGGAAACAAACGGUGUCCACAUGGCGUAAAACUUGACUCCUUCGGAAUUCGACACUACUGCACGCCUCCAGUCGAUUGCUACUGA
This is a messenger RNA of Bursaphelenchus xylophilus (pine wood nematode), 4803 nucleotides long. Lineage: Eukaryota; Metazoa; Nematoda; Chromadorea; Rhabditida; Aphelenchoididae. The record is from the annotation of a GenBank genome assembly.